Messenger RNA from Exophiala oligosperma, 864 nucleotides. RefSeq lists its product as uncharacterized. NCBI's taxonomy places the organism in Eukaryota, Fungi, Ascomycota, Eurotiomycetes, Chaetothyriales, Herpotrichiellaceae. The record is from RefSeq and is a predicted model, not a curated record. The transcript has 3 exons. The coding region runs from base 1 to 864 and encodes 287 amino acids.
AUGUCAUUAACAACUCCUGCUUUGACCUUGACACCCUCCUGGACCGCCACCGUAUCUUCUUGUACCAAAUCCGACGAUUGGUGGGUGUGGAAUUACGACGACGUCGACGGUAACGACGCAUGGGUGGUCAUUGGAGGCCCGUCACAGGUCACCGAUUGUUAUCCUUCCGGCUACGGCGCCAGCGCGACGUAUGCCGGUUCACAAUGUCCUUCGGGAUUUACCCAAGUGUCGGCCACGGUCCUUGACCCGGACGUCGUCUGUUGUCCGACAGUCAAGCCAUUCUCCUACAUUACAAGUACCGUGUACCGAGAAGAGACGUUUCGAUGCGGCUCAAUGUUCACGGCCGACGUGACCUCAUCACUCACCUCGACCGAUUUUAGUCUGUCAACCCAAGUCGUGACCAAGACGACCAUCGUGCCCGGACAACACUUGUUUGCCUUGGCAAUCAUCUAUACCACGCCGACCUCAUCUCCUACCACCGCCGCUUCAACCACCCCUUCAGCCACCCCUUCAAUCAACGGCGCGUCCGGUUCUUCUUCACUUGCCGCCGGAGCCGCAGCGGGUAUCGGCGUCGGCGCAACCUUGAUCGUCCUCCUAUUGGCGGUGGGCGUCGUUGGCCUCGUAUGGCGAAAGAGGAGAAGACAAAGGAGAAUAGGAAGGUGGGCAUCGUCGCUACCGUCGCCGCCCAGGGUCUCGGAAGACUUGCACCCGCACGCCGAACCACUAUACUCAUUCGGACGAGGCUCGCAGCUCAAAGAAGGCGUGCCGAGGGAAUUGGAACUCGCCGGACAGGGCAACCUCGUCAACGCACUAUCCGCCGACCGACGCGUCAAAGGCCAGGAAAGCGCCGAACUUCAAGGGUGA